UACGCGUGUUGAACAUUUUAACCUUCGUGGUUGCAAUCAUGGAGCAGUAAAUUUCUAUAUCCAUCAAACAGCGAGGCUUAAAAAUGGCAUCAAAACGAAAACAAAAUGGAAGUGAAGUUGUAAGCUCCAGACAUCAUUGUGGACGCGAGCUUUUACGGCCGAGUCAAUUUGGGAAGAUAAGGAUGACUUUCUGGAUGUUGUGUACUGGAUGAGACAAGUGAUGGGCCUUGUUCUGGGGGUGGUAUGGGGCAUCAUUCCCCUCAAAGGGUUGAUGGGUCUCCUGCUAUUUUUUCUGGUCAAUUCUGCCAUCAUUUAUUUUUACUAUAGUUCAUUCCAAAAAGUAGAUGAAGAGGAGUACGGAGGGGCCACAGAAAUCCUGAAAGAAGGUUUAAUGACAUCGUUUUCAGCAUUUUUGGUGUCCUGGAUAAUGCUAUACUCCGCUCUCUAUACAGACAUGACAUGAUGAAGCGUCUGCGCUUAGUUGAUUUCCGCAAUUAUCCACCUACUCAGAACAUUUGGAAAGACAUUUUUAGCCGUGGCAUUAUUCCCAGACAUAAGGAUUGUGCUGUGGCUCGUGGUGAUUCCCCAGCUGUAAGGCGAGGCUAUCCCGGGGUUCAUCUCACUUUCUGUUCCCUGAACCCAACUGAGAGAGUUGUAUCAAAAUGGAUGUGACAGACAAAUCAAUAUUAACUUAAGAGAUCAUCUGAAAACACUAGUGUUAUUUAACUACAAGAGAAUAAUGGGUUAUAUGCCAUUUAAAUUCUGGAUUGAAAUGAGAAAAGAUGUUUAACUGUAGUGGAAUAUAUAAAGUGGUGCAGGAAACCUGUAUAUAAUAGUAUGAAAUGACCCUAUUUCUACAACAGUCAGUGAAUUGGUUUGAAUGACAUUAGUACAUGUAGUAAAGACAGUACUGUGGUUGAAUGAAUACAUUUGUUGUCGAAAAUCCUAGUCAGGGUUAAAGGAAAUGACGAAUUGAAAUGGCAGAUAAUUAAUGAUGUAAAAGGGGAAAUAAUUUGAAAAAGUUUGAAAAAGAGUUACCUCCUCUUCCAGUUUGGGGCAGAAGGCUGUCUAAACUUAAAACAAAAACUGUCAUAUUCUGUGUUAUAUUCAUUGAGUAUGUCUCAUUCUCUUUCAUCUUCAAAUGAAAUUUCUCAGAUUUAUUAAUGCCUUAUGACCUUCAUAUUUCUUGAUUAAUGAAUUUUUAGGUUUAAUUUGUAUACUCAAUAAAAUAUCUUUUAUGUGGUCA
Messenger RNA from Liolophura sinensis, 1246 nucleotides. RefSeq names its product GEL complex subunit OPTI-like. Bases 209 to 463 code for a protein of 84 amino acids. The transcript has 4 exons. The record is from RefSeq and is a predicted model, not a curated record. Gene Ontology annotation, biological process: mitochondrial respirasome assembly. Lineage: Eukaryota; Metazoa; Mollusca; Polyplacophora; Chitonida; Chitonidae.